AACAUUCCAAAUCGCAAUAUUCCGUCCAUGCAGGAUUCCACCGCCGAGACCGCGACGGACGGAUGGUCGUCAUCGCUCUCGACGAAAGAUGACCGUGGCGUCGAUGGACAAGCCACAGACAUCCCCACGGCGUUAAAUCCAUGGACGCUCUCUGUGGGAAGCAUGUACGUGUUGCCGUUCAUCGCCAGUCGAAGCAACGCUCGACAACAAGCCGCGCUUCGUGCGCACCUCCCUUCGGACGCCGACCGCGCUGACUUUACCGGUUCCGGGCCUGGCUUUGUCAUGCUCAUUCGAUACACCGACAGUCCCGUGGGUCCGUACGACGAGCUUCUUCUCGUGCCUGGCGCGUUCACUCCUCCAUCGUCGUCGACUCCCAUUGCAGUAGAACACCACAUUCAAGAAAGGUACCUUCAAGCGCACGGGUUGCUUGCAUCUCGGCGCGUAACUCGGAUCUAUGUAUCGUCCGAGGCGUCCCUUCGUAACGGCCGUCGGAACUGGGGUAUUCGCAAGGAACUGGCCGACUUUACAUGGACGCAGCAGCCGUCCCCGUCUACAUGGUCGUCGCUCACGAACGUGGUUGUGAAGGAUCGACUUAGUGGCGACGUGUUAUGCGACGUAACGUUAAAGUCCGUGAACACGUGGCGCGUUCCUGUGCGCAUGGACUGGUUGCAGGGACUCGCGCUGCCGCCGCUGGAGGAGCGUGUCAUCGACGACCAAGGACUUCCAUCUCCCGACAACGCGUGGGUCCAGACCGUGCUCGGCGGUACAUUGCGCAUGCAGCCAGCGUCGAUGGUCGUCACAGCCCCAUCAUUCACGACUGUCCACGAAGACAAGUUCCCCAACCUCCAUGAGCUCAACCUGUGGCCAGGGGUGCAUUGCAGCGGCAUCAUGACGUUCACAGCGACCAAGACCCAGACGUUUCCACCACCGAAACCCUGCAUGCCACGUGAUCGAUCGCAAUGAUCAAGAGCGCUGCCACCGCCGCCAUGCAGUUUAAAGACAUCGUAAUCAACCCAAGUUGCUUUCCAUCGAC
Molecule: messenger RNA, 1033 nt
Organism: Aphanomyces astaci
Lineage: Eukaryota; Oomycota; Saprolegniomycetes; Saprolegniales; Verrucalvaceae
Exons: 1
Coding region: 28-963 (311 amino acids)
Source: RefSeq, a predicted model, not a curated record